Molecule: messenger RNA, 790 nt
Organism: Pieris rapae (cabbage white)
Lineage: Eukaryota; Metazoa; Arthropoda; Insecta; Lepidoptera; Pieridae
Gene: Dhfr
Product: dihydrofolate reductase
Exons: 4
Coding region: 197-754 (185 amino acids)
Biological process (GO): tetrahydrofolate biosynthetic process; folic acid metabolic process; glycine biosynthetic process
Cellular component (GO): mitochondrion
Molecular function (GO): dihydrofolate reductase activity; NADP binding
Source: RefSeq, a predicted model, not a curated record
ACAAUUUACAUUUUAGAAUUUAGAGCGGUAAAUUUUUGCCGGGAAAGCAGAAAGCCAGAAAGUGGAAUGUUAGAAAUCUAAACUUUUUUUUGUAUUCUCUCAUUAUCAUUUAAUUUAUUUGUUAGUAUUUGUUUAAAAUCGAGUGCUUAGCGAAAUUUAGAAUAUAGCUUUUAUUUUAAAAUCUAGUUUCAUCAUUAUGUCAAAGAUCAAACUAAACUUGAUUGCUGCAGCAUGCGAAAAUAUGGGAAUCGGUGUAAAUGGGACUCUUCCUUGGCGUUUAAAAAAUGAGAUGGCAUACUUCACCAAAAUGACAUCUACGGUUCAGGAUAACUCCAGGCAAAAUGCUGUUAUAAUGGGAAGAGUAACAUGGGACUGCAUUCCACCAAAAUAUAAACCUUUGCACAAUAGAAUUAAUAUUGUCCUAACAAGAAAUGUUGAUGAUGUCAAAAGAGAGGUCCCAAAUGGUGUAGAAGUUGUAAAUAAUUUAGAUGAAGCUAUCAAGUUAAUAGAGAAUCGUUCCGACAUUGAAGCUGCAUGGGUUAUAGGUGGUUCACACAUUUAUAAAGCAGCCAUUGAACACCCAAAUUGUGAGAAAAUAUAUUUAACAGAAAUCCAAAAACUAUAUGAAUGUGAUACAUUUUUCCCCGAUUUUGACAGAAAACAGUUCCAACUUGUAAACGAAGAUGGCGUUGUAAGCGAAAAGCAAAUUGAAAAUGGAAUCGAAUAUUAUACUAGAGUUUAUAAGAAAUGUUAAUAGGGAUGGUUGUGAAUAAAAAUUACUUUUGUUGAA